AUGGUGACUGCGAAUGGGACCGCGGAGGCCCGCAAGGCUCUCCCCGUCUACUCAGCCCGCCAUCGACUGGUGGAGGUGGUGAAGACCAGUCCCUGCCUGGUCCUGGUGGGGGAGACGGGGAGUGGGAAGACCACCCAGGUCCCCAGGCUCCUGCUCGAGGCCGGCCUGGCGGCCGGCGGCGCGAUAGCAUGCACGCAGCCGCGCCGAAUAGCGGCCGUGACGGUGGCCCAGCGAGUGGCCAAUGAGAUGGGCUGCAAGCUCGGCAGCCAGGUGGGGUACUGCGUCCGCUUCGACGACCGCACAGGCCCUGAUACCAGGAUAAAGUACAUGACGGACGGCAUGCUGCUGCGUGAAGCCUUGUUGGACCCCCUGCUGCAGCGAUACAAGGUUGUCAUCCUGGACGAGGCGCACGAGCGCACCGUGGCCACAGACGUGCUGCUGGGCCUGCUGAAGGCCGCGGCGGCGGGCAGGCCCGAGGGCGACCUGCGCCUGGUGGUCAUGUCGGCCACCCUGGACACCCAGAAGCUGACGGCCUACUUCCAGGGCUCCCAGGCGGCAUACAUCGCAGGGAGGCAGUACCCAGUGCAGGUCAUGUACACCCCUGCGCCGGAGGAGAGCUACGUGGACGCCGCCAUCACCACCGCCCUGCAGAUCCAUUGCGAGGAGGGCCCCGGCGACGUCCUGGUCUUCCUCACCGGCCAGGAUGAGAUCGAGGCGUGCGAGCGGCUGCUUACCGACCGCGCCGCCAGCCUCCCCCCUGAUCCCGCCCGCCUGUCCCUCUGCGUGCUGCCGCUGUACGCGGCGCUGCCCCCCGAGGCCCAGCUUCGCGUCUUCGAGCGCGCCGCGCCGGGGUCGCGCCGCGUCGUGCUGGCCACCAACAUCGCUGAGACGAGCGUGACGGUGCCGGGCGUGCGCUUCGUGGUGGAUAGCGGCAUGGUCAAGGCGCGGGCUUACUCGCCCCGUCUCGGCGCCGACUGCCUCCAGGUCGUGCCCGUCAGCCAGGCGCAGGCGCGCCAGCGCAGCGGCCGUGCAGGCCGCGAGGGCCCGGGCAAGGCCUUCCGACUUUACACCGAGGCCGCCUUCGCCAAGUUGGCGCCCAGCACGGCGCCGGAGAUCCUGCGCACCAACCUGUCCAGCGUCGUGCUACAGCUCAAGGCACUUGGCGUGCGGGACGUGCUGGGCUUCGACUUCCUGGACCCGCCGCCUGCGCCCGCGCUCGUGCGCUCCCUGGAGCUCCUGCUGGCGCUGGGGGCGCUGACGCGGGAGGGGGACCUGGCGCACCCCAUCGGCACCUCCCUGGCCCGCCUGCCGGUGGACCCCAUGUUUGGCCGGGUGCUGAUGGCCUCGGCGGAGCUGGGGUGCAGCGAAGAGGCGCUGGCUGUCAUCGCCAUGGCCUCCACCGACCCCGUCUUCCAGUUCCCCAGGGAAAAGCGGGAGGAGGCGGCGGCCGCCCACGCCCGCUUCGCCUCCAGGGAGGGCGACCAUCUCACCGCCCUGGCGGUCUUCCAGCGCUUCGUGGCCCAGCCGCGCAAGCAGGCGGCCGCCUGGUGCCGGGAGGGCUUCCUGAACGCGCGGUCGCUGGCCAAGGCGCGCGACAUCCACGCCCAGCUUCGCGGCCACUUUCAGGCCCUGGGCCUGAGGCUGGCCUCCUGCGGCGACGACGCCACGCCGCUGCGCCAGGCCCUGGUCAUGGGCCUGUUUUCCCACGCCGCGCGCCGGCAGCCGGGCGGCACCUACCGCGUGCUGGCGACGGGGCAGGACGUGGCGCUGCACCCCAGCAGCGCGCUGGCGCGGGCCGGUGGCGCGCGCAGCGGCGUCCCCGCCGUCGACGCAGUGGUCUUCGGGGAGCUGGUGCGCACCACGCGGACCUACGCCCGCGACGUGACCGCCAUCGACAUCAACUGGCUGCCCCAGCUGGUGCCCAACUUCUUCGCACGCGCCGCGGCGGCGGGGGGUUGA
Messenger RNA from Auxenochlorella protothecoides, 1959 nucleotides. RefSeq names its product ATP-dependent RNA helicase dhx8. NCBI's taxonomy places the organism in Eukaryota, Viridiplantae, Chlorophyta, Trebouxiophyceae, Chlorellales, Chlorellaceae. The record is from RefSeq and is a predicted model, not a curated record. The transcript has 10 exons. Gene Ontology annotation, biological process: positive regulation of transcription by RNA polymerase I. Bases 1 to 1959 code for a protein of 652 amino acids. Gene Ontology annotation, molecular function: ATP binding; RNA binding. Gene Ontology annotation, cellular component: intracellular anatomical structure; nucleolus.